AUGGCUAAUUAUCAUACCCUUGCAAAGAACAUUGCUACAUACCCUGGCUCCCUAGCCAUUUUCCGAAGGUUCCUACCCGAAAAUGUGCGCAACAUUUUGUAUCUACAAGCGGAAAUCGUCCAUCUCAGUGAACUUCUGGAUGUCAAUAUCGAGUUUGACAAUGAGUUUGGCAAUGAAAAGAGCAAGCGAUACCAGUUCGAUGUUGCUGCUAUGAAAGGCCCCCACGAGGAUGCUUGCGAUGGGGAGCAAUGGCGGCUUGUCUUGGAACUACGUCGUUUACUCAAAGAAUACGACGAGGCAAUAUUGUUGCUGGCGAAGCUGUUCGAACUUGGCCCUGCUAGCCCAGCGGACCUCUCGUGCCUUCAAGAUCUCCUUGAUUCACCUCUUAACCGUGGCAAGAAUUUCCUCACCGGUUUCGAGACUUUGACCUACAGUAAGAAGAGCCAGGCUGAUCUGACCUCUUUAAUGGGACGAGAAGGGGAAAAAGACAUCCUUACCAAGUGGAUCGACAGAUUCGUGAGAACCUUUUACCACAAGUAUAUCGGGCGCAAGAUUCAUGAUCCUGUCUCAGUCUGUGAAGCCGGUGGUGAAAGAACAGAGAAAACUGUGUUGACUUACUACUCUGAUGCCACUGUCACCAGUGUUAUCGACGCACUGAGCACCAUUUUGUCAUCAUUACUCCCAACCAUCUCGGCUCUGGUUUUGUUUGUCAUCAACGAUCCAUUGAUGAGAAUGAUUGCACUGAUUUUCUGCACACUCCUCUUCUCCACAAUCCUCACCGUGAUUGCGAGGGCCAAACGGACAGAAUGCUUUGCUGCUACCGCAGCGUUUAGUGCCGUCUUAGUCGUCUUCUUGGGUACUACAAAUGGAUCUGGGACUGCAUGA
Messenger RNA from Exophiala bonariae, 885 nucleotides. RefSeq lists its product as uncharacterized. The record is from RefSeq and is a predicted model, not a curated record. The transcript is spliced from 2 exons. Bases 1 to 885 code for a protein of 294 amino acids. NCBI's taxonomy places the organism in Eukaryota, Fungi, Ascomycota, Eurotiomycetes, Chaetothyriales, Herpotrichiellaceae.